AUUGCUAACAGAUCUAUAUGAUCUUCGAAAAGGUAUGAGAUUCUUUUAUAUAGGUUUUAUAAAAAUAAUGAAGUGAACAUUUUUUAUUGACUUAGUCGGUUAUGCCCCACAUGGUGAAGCCUUUAAUACACUCUGGAUGAUGCAUUGCUUUUGUGGAACAUUGAUGACCGUACUCAAGCUGAAGGAUAUAUGCUAUCUUCAUUGGUGGCAACUGAUGACGUUGGGCUUUAUUAUAGGCGGUUUCUUUAGAAUUUACCUGCAGCCCGCUAAAGACGGCCUCGGCAUGGGUCAGACGGUCACCAAGUACUUUAUUCUCGAAUACAUGCUGCUCACCCUUUUACUAGUCGCCGGUUAUACCAGGGUUUUAAGGUCUCAAGAAGAAGUGUAAUUUAUAUUCGUAAAUUUAUC
Messenger RNA from Drosophila kikkawai, 408 nucleotides. NCBI's taxonomy places the organism in Eukaryota, Metazoa, Arthropoda, Insecta, Diptera, Drosophilidae. The record is from RefSeq and is a predicted model, not a curated record.